This is a messenger RNA of Cercospora beticola, 429 nucleotides long. It is a transcript of the gene ECM15, whose product is annotated as Ecm15p. The record is from RefSeq and is a predicted model, not a curated record. Lineage: Eukaryota; Fungi; Ascomycota; Dothideomycetes; Mycosphaerellales; Mycosphaerellaceae. Gene Ontology annotation, cellular component: cytosol.
AUGGACACUUCGCCGCAACUAGCCUACCUCAUUGCAAAGAUGGCUCAGGAACAACCAGAGAAGCUGCCCACGCCGGCAGCAUGUACCGCAGACUUCUGUCUCAUUCCGCUCGGCACACCAACCGCUUCGGUCUCGAAAGAGGUCGCUGAAGUGCAACGCUUCCUCAAAAAGACUGGCAUCAAAUACUCCAUGCACAGCGCAGGAACAACCCUCGAAGGAACAUGGGACGAGUGCAUGAAGGUUAUCGGCCAAUGCCAUACAAUGCUGCAUGCGAGAGGCGUUCUGCGGAUUCAAAGUGAUAUUCGUGUCGGCAGCAGGACCGAUAAAAAGCAGAGCUUCGAAGACAAGAUAAAUGCAGUAGAGAAGUUGCUGGCAGCUGACGAGGCUGAAGAUGACGCGGACGUUGGGGAAAUCACCUACUCCAAGUAG